Molecule: messenger RNA, 549 nt
Organism: Solanum stenotomum
Lineage: Eukaryota; Viridiplantae; Streptophyta; Magnoliopsida; Solanales; Solanaceae
Product: cytochrome c-like
Exons: 3
Coding region: 101-439 (112 amino acids)
Biological process (GO): mitochondrial electron transport, ubiquinol to cytochrome c; mitochondrial electron transport, cytochrome c to oxygen
Cellular component (GO): mitochondrial intermembrane space
Molecular function (GO): electron transfer activity; heme binding
Source: RefSeq, a predicted model, not a curated record
UUAUCGAAAAAUGGCUAUAAAGUCGGUUUGUUGUAACAAAACAUAUUUGGCUUUCUUGUCCUCUCUACUUUGAGAUCAGAUAAAAAACUUGUUAAAAAAAAUGGCAUCUUUUGGUGAGGCACCACCAGGAAAUGAAAAGGCAGGAGAGAAGAUCUUCAAGACUAAAUGUGCUCAAUGUCAUACUGUUGAAAAAGGUGCCGGUCAUAAACAAGGACCCAAUUUGAAUGGACUUUUUGGAAGGCAGUCUGGAACAACUGCUGGUUACUCCUACUCUGCUGCCAAUAAAAACAUGGCUGUCACUUGGGGAGAAAACACUUUGUAUGACUAUUUGCUCAACCCCAAGAAGUACAUACCUGGAACAAAGAUGGUUUUUCCUGGAUUGAAGAAGCCACAGGAGCGUGCAGACCUCAUUGCCUACCUGACAUCUGCUACUGUCUGAGGAAAAUGACACUUGUUUUUUUAUUUUAUAGUUUAAUAGGCAUGUUUUACCAUGUGGUGAAAGAUAAAUUAAUUGAUUUUUUUCUUAAAAAGAAAUAUUAAUAAAUAUAC